AUGAAAUAUCAUGUUAUAGGAAAGAAAAUUGUUGUGCCUGUCGAAGUAAAUGAACAAGUGACGAGUAUUGAUAUUGAUUUUACAGUUGAAACUCGUAAUGAUGAAUAUAUUCUUUUAUCUGGAAAAACACGUCAAGUAGAAAAUAAUCAAUUUCAAAAAGAACCAUUAUCUGUAUUUGUUUAUUAUACACCAUUACCUGUAGAAGGAUUAGAACUUGAUAAAGAAGAAACAAAUCGAACAUAUCUUUUUGUUACUUCAAUUGAUGAAAAAAAAUCAAGAGCUAAACAAAGUUUUGAUUAUGCAACAAGUGAACAACAAUCAGAUAAAAUAUUAUUAUCACAUAUAUCACGAUGGAAUGAUAUUUGGUCAAAUGGAUAUGUUGAAGUGAAUGGAAAUGAUGAAUUACAACGACAAAUCAAUUCUGCUUUUUAUUAUAUUUUGAGUUCUCUACCGCCAUUAUCUACUCGAAGUGAACAUAAACAAUUCUAUGGUCUCAGUCCUGGUAGUCUUUCGAGAGGUGGCCUUUUGGGUGAGGAUUAUGGUGGCCAUUCAUUUUGGGAUACAGAAACAUGGAUGUUUCCAUCAGUUCUUCUUUUUUAUCCUACAUUGGCUAAAGAAAUAUUAUCAUAUCGAAUCGCUCUACGUGAUGCUGCAACUGAUAAUGCUCGUCUAUUUGGCUAUGAAGGAUGGAGAUUUCCUUGGGAAAGUGCUAGAACUGGUAUUGAUGUUACACCAGAUUGCUGUCCUGAAGUUCGACUUUAUCAAAUGCAUAUUACAGGGGAUAUUGCAUUUGCAGCCAGGCAAUAUAUUGCAGCUACAGAUAAUCGAGAUUGGCUAUUGAACGAACUUGGUGGGGAACUUAUCUAUGAGACAGCUCGAUUUUGGAGUUCGAGAGCUGUAUACAAUCAUGAGAAAGACCAAUAUGAAAUAUUAACUGUCUUACCACCAGAUGAAGAUGCUCAACCAUUCAAAAAUAAUUCUGUUUUUACGAAUGCAGUUGCUUCACUUUCUAUUCAAUUGGCUGAUAGUGUUAGUUGCAUUACUAAAAAAAUGACGCCUCAAUCUUGGCUUGAUAUUGCAUCAAACUUACAUUUUCCAUUUGAUAAUUUGACUCAAAAUCAUCUUGAAUAUGAAGGUUUUGACUUGAAGAAUACGACUAUUAAACAAGCUGAUGUUGUUCUUCUUGGAUUUCCACUUAUGUGGCCAAUGAGUGAACAAGUAAGACGAAAUGAUUUAUUAGCCUAUGAACCUUUAACUCGUGCUGAUGGUCCGGCUAUGACUUGGUCAAUGCAUUCGAUUGGCUUUAUUGAAUUGGGUGAUUUCGACAAAGCUGAACAACUUUUUCGACGUUCUUAUGAAACUUAUGUUCGACCUCCAUUCAAUGUAUGGACUGAAGCUAAAUCAGGUGUUGGUGCAGUUAAUUUUAUAACAGGUGCUGGAGGUUUCUUACAAGCUGUUCUUUUUGGUUAUGGUGGUAUUCGUCUAAAAUUAGAUCAACUUGAAUUUAAACCUCGUGGUCAUCUACCAAAUCAACUUACAAAACUCAUUUUUCAUGGUCUGAAAUAUCAAGGAACUACAAUUGAUUUGACAAUUGAUAAUAGAAUGUAUGAAAUUUUUGUGCGUGCACAGAAUAGCAAUAAUUCCGUUGCUCUUCUAUACAAGCAAGGAGAGUAUGACGGCUUACUCAAACUAAAUGACCGUCUCUCAUUUCCAAUUGACACUCAUCUUAUUAUUCGUCGAUCGAUACCUCUUUGCCCUUAA
This is a messenger RNA of Rotaria sp. Silwood2, 1761 nucleotides long. The record is from the annotation of a GenBank genome assembly. NCBI's taxonomy places the organism in Eukaryota, Metazoa, Rotifera, Eurotatoria, Philodinida, Philodinidae.